AUGUCCGCCUCUGAAGACAACAACCCCGCCACAGGAUACCAACGACCAAAGCCCGAAGGCAUGUCGAAGUCACUCAAUGUCUUCAAACAACCUCUCGCUCUCUUCUCCACGUCGCCCAUGACCGGCUACAUGCGCAACGGCUACUGUGACGUGCCCGCCUCGGACUUUGGCAACCACUCCGUGGCAGCAGAGGUGACGGAGGAAUUUCUCGACUUUACCGCACGCCAGGGCAAUGACCUGCGCUCCAUUGGCGGCAUGAAGGCCGGGUGCAAAUGGUGUCUGUGUGCGGGGCGGUGGUUGGAGGCCUUUGAGGCGAGGGGUCGCGAGAAGGAUGGAGACAAGAUUGUGCCCAAGAUCUUCUUGAACGCUACCAAUCAGGCCGCGCUGAGGACGGUCGACUUGGCGGAUAUGAAGAAGUUUGCUGCGGAUAACAAGGAGUAA
This is a messenger RNA of Neohortaea acidophila, 441 nucleotides long. RefSeq lists its product as uncharacterized. The transcript is spliced from 2 exons. The record is from RefSeq and is a predicted model, not a curated record. NCBI's taxonomy places the organism in Eukaryota, Fungi, Ascomycota, Dothideomycetes, Mycosphaerellales, Teratosphaeriaceae. The coding region runs from base 1 to 441 and encodes 146 amino acids.